Molecule: messenger RNA, 3075 nt
Organism: Pedinophyceae sp. YPF-701
Lineage: Eukaryota; Viridiplantae; Chlorophyta; Pedinophyceae
Source: the annotation of a GenBank genome assembly
AUGGACAUGAUGGACCCCAAGGUGCACGCCGCGCCGUCUGAGCGGCGUUCCACCGACGAAGGCGACGGCUCACCCUCAGGGCGCACUCUGAACAACGCGGAGCGGUCUGCCGAGGGCGAUUCGAGGCCGGUCAUGGUCACAACUCAGGCGGCCAAGCAACCACCUCUAGGAGCGGUGCCCGAGGGCGUCGCGAGCACGCCUGCGGCGCCGCCGCGCAGCAUCUCCGAGAUGGUGACGUCUGUGUGGCGUGGAAAGGUGUGGGCCGGCUUCAUCAUCCUCACUGCUCUGCUGAGCUUGGUUCUGGACGUCGUCGCGCACAGCGCGCGCAAGGCGGCGGGGAACGACACCUUCGGCAUCGUCGUGGCGUGCGCGCUCGCGGCCGUCUGGAUCUUCGACAGCGGCGUUGGCAUCUAUGUAGGCAGGCGCAACAGGGGCGGGACCGCCCGCGAGCGCACGAAGAUGUUUUUCGCGCCGGGCAGCUCCCUGGCGCUGGGAAUCGAGACGAUCCCGGCGCUGCUCCUCCUCGCGUUCGCGGCCGUGGCGAUCGCGAACAUCGGGGUCAGCCACGCGGAUCCGGGCUCCGACGCCCACCUGUGUCGGUCGCGCGGCAUCGGCGGGCUCAUCUGCGACGGGGAGGCCGUGUUCGAAAAGGACCUGGGCCCGCAACUGCUCAGCAGCGUGCGCUGGUUCCACGCCAUGUCCCUCGCCGUGCUCGUGCUGCCCAGCAUGAAGAUCCCCAGCGUCCUGGCGCGAGUGUGGGUGCGGGGCAUGGACGAGGCUGGCAACUACAAGGGCAUGCGCAAGGCGCUCCUGACCCGCAUGUACCAGGCGUCCCUGCUGCUGCUGCUCUGGGCAGUCUCCCUGAUGCAGAUCGUCGCGCAGCUGUACCUGGCGCGCCCGCAGGACAGGCACGUCCAGUACGCCAUCCAGGCGGCGCAAACGUGCCUCAACGUGCGACAGACGUUCAACAUCGACUCCGCGACCUGCGCGCGGAUCGCCACCGACAUCGUGCGCGCCGCGCAGCUGUCCUCGUCCCUCGACAUCAUCUCGCCGAUCGAGGUGGUUGCCAUCACCGCCAACGGCGCUACGGUGGUCGUCGACCAGGACGCCCUCCCGGAGGCAGCUCUGCGCGGGACGCUCGGCGCGGUGCGCGUGUCGGAUGACGUGAUCACGGCGCACCUCGACGCCAACACCUUCUUCGGCGGCACGGAGCUGUUCAACAUGGCGCUCAAGCUCGUGGUGCUGGGCAUGUGCCUGGCGAUCGUCAUGGCGUCCACGUGGCUCUUCCACACGCAGCUGCUGCGGCCCGUCGUGCGCCUGGUCGACGGCGUGGCGGCGGCGGCGUCGUACAUCGACGACGACGGCUACGUCGUGUCGCAGGCCACGCGCGAGGACGACGAUCUGACGUCGGUCGUCAAGCGCGUGCUGGUGCUCGUGGACGGCCUGGUCGAGGUCGCGAAGAACUCGGACCGCGCCGACGCCAACGUCAAGUCGAUCCUAUCGACGGCGCGGCGCGCUGGCCGCGAGCGGGACUUCGUGCAGUGGGCGCGCACGUACGGCGGUGUCGCCGAGAGGUUCGUCGGGGACGGCGAAGCGCGCACCUCGUUCUUAGGCAAGGCCGUCACGCCCGCGAACUCCAACGGCGUCAGGUUGUCGCACGGCAGGGCGCCGACGCACACCAUUCUGCCCGGAAGCGCGGCUGGUGUUGUUCGGGCGCCCAUGGCGCUCCCGCCCGUCCAGGAGUUCGAGGCCCUCGGUACGUUCGACUUCGACGUCCUCUCGCUGCCCACUGACCGCCUCGCCGGCGCGCUGGCGUCGCUGUUCCGGCUGGCGAGCAUCCCCCCGAGCGCCGUGCCGGACGACAAACUCCAGGUCUUCUGCGACCUGAUCGUGGCGAACUACCUCGACAACCCCUACCACUCUGCGUGGCACGCCAUUGACGUGUGCAACUCGGUCGUGACCCUGCUGACCUCGUCGCGGUCCCUGUCGACCCUCGGUCUCGAACAUCGUCUGGUGCUGCUCGUGGCCGCGGCGGGGCACGACCUCGCGCACCGCGGCGUGUCGAACAAGUUCCUGGUCGACAGCCGCGACUCCCUGGCGCUCAUCUACAACGAGCAGGCUGUGCAGGAGCAGAUGCACGCCUCGAUGCUCUUCACGCUGCUGCUCGAGCACCCCGAGGCGGACGUGCUGGCCAACAUGAGCUCGAGCUCGGUCAAGAACAUCCGCCGCAUGGUCAUCCAGGUGAUCCUGCACACCGACAUGGCCCAGCACUUCGAGGUCAUCGCGAAGCUGGACAAGCUGCUGCAGCAGCACCCCGACGGCCUCGAGAAGCACGGCGGCACGUUCGACGAACUCACGGGCCUGGGAUCAGACCGCAUCCAGGACCUCCUGAACGCCAUCAUGCACUUCGCCGACGUGGGGUCGACGCUGAAGCCCUGGCCGCUGGCGCACGCCUGGGGGCGCCGCGUGCUGCAGGAGUUCUUCAUGCAGGGCGACGCCGAGCGGGAGCUGGGCCGCACGCCGCUCCCGAUGAUGGACCGCGACUCCGCCAUCGCCGAGGACGUGCAGCUCGGCUUCAUCGAGAUCUUCAUCCAGCCCUUCUCGGAGAAGGUUGCAAACCUCUUCCCGGACCUCGCGUGGGUGUGCGUCAACGCGGCGACCAACGUGCUGCGCUGGUCCGAGCUGCUCGCCGAAGUCCACAACGAGCGGGGCGACGUCGUUGCGGCGAACCAGGCAGUCCAGCGCGGCCGCGAAGGGAGCGCCCACCUAACGGACGUUGCUAGGCGGCUGAACCCCUCGCAAGGACACUGGAGCGACGAGGGCACGACCAUCGGAAAAGGACAGCGGCGGUGCACUGAAAUGGGCGGGGCUUUGCGUGGCGACACUGUCGACUCAGGUUCGAGUGGCAGCAAGCGCCAGUCCGAAAGCAUGAUCGGUGGGCCCCCGAGUGCACUCCUGCCAGUCGGUGCUCGCGCACGGAACUCCACGUGGCUGAACAAGGCGUCGUCUGCCAUCGGGUUAUCCCCAGGGAACGCGGUCCCUGCACUGGACAGAAACGGCACCUGCCCGCGGUAG